Molecule: messenger RNA, 1050 nt
Organism: Engraulis encrasicolus (European anchovy)
Lineage: Eukaryota; Metazoa; Chordata; Actinopteri; Clupeiformes; Engraulidae
Product: E3 SUMO-protein ligase KIAA1586-like
Exons: 1
Source: RefSeq, a predicted model, not a curated record
AUGGCUGUCAAAGAUGCACUUAAACAAGCGCCUGGCACUAAUCAGUUUGAGAUUUAUAUUUCCAAGUUAUACUUGCUCUACAAUCAGUCAACCAGGAACACCAGAUUGCUUAGAGAAGCAGCGGCCGAGCUCGACAUCCAAAUACUGAGAAUAGGUCUAAUAUUCACGAUCCGAUGGGUUGCCAGCAGCUUUGAAACCGUGAAAGCAGUAUGGAAAGAUUUCCCCGCACUCGCACUGCAUUUUAAAACAGCCAGUGAGGACACAUCACGCAAUGAUCUUGACAGGCAAAAAUACAGGGGACUUCUGAAGCACCUUGCUAACUCAGGAUUCGUUGAAGAUGUCUUGCGUGAACUCCAGGGCCUGUCUCUCAAGCUGCAGAAAAGAGAGGUGUCACUCGUGGAUUCAAGUCUCGCCAUCCAACAAACCAUCGAUGUUUUGACGAGCAUGAAGACAUCUGGUGGGGGGAAAUCCACCAAGAAGGCUGAACAGACCGUUUCAUCUGGACGUUUUAAGGACGUCGAGCUGAGUGAAGGCAGGGCGAAAAUAAACCGGUCUCAGUUGUAUGAAUCGGUGAUUGUGUCUCUGGCUAAGCGAUUACCGGAGACAAAUUUGGUCCUGAAGCUCAAAGCUCUUGACAAGCGUUUUUGGCCAACAGCGCAGGAGGACUUGGUUUUGCAUGGCGAACCAGAAGUGCACAGCCUUGCGAAAGCGCUUGGAGAACCAACCAGGGAGGCCGUGGAGCAGUUUCGAGACUGGAAAUUACAAGGCACUGCACCAGGGAAAACCUUGGAAAGAAUUUGCAUUGCAAGUCGCACGUAUCUCCCCACGUCAGCCGAGUGUGAGCGAGGUUUUUCCGCAGUUAAUAACACGGAUGACAAGACGCGCAACAGGUUGCGCGAAGGCAGCCUGUCUUCGCUCUUAUUUGUGGACCUCAAUGGACCACCUCUGGACAAAUUUGACCCAGUUCCAUUCGUCAGAAGCUGGAUUGCAGCAGGACAUCGCCUAUCUACGUCCUGGAAACCAGGACGGGAGCCACAAAAAACUGUCGAG